Molecule: messenger RNA, 2566 nt
Organism: Oncorhynchus masou masou (cherry salmon)
Lineage: Eukaryota; Metazoa; Chordata; Actinopteri; Salmoniformes; Salmonidae
Product: intestine-specific homeobox-like
Exons: 3
Coding region: 631-1278 (215 amino acids)
Biological process (GO): regulation of transcription by RNA polymerase II
Molecular function (GO): DNA-binding transcription factor activity, RNA polymerase II-specific; RNA polymerase II transcription regulatory region sequence-specific DNA binding
Source: RefSeq, a predicted model, not a curated record
UAUCUGUCUUUACUUGGGGACACAGUUAUGACACCUGAUAGGAGUUAACGGGCAGAGAGGUAGAGAGACUAGGAAGGAAGAUAGACAGACAGAAAUCGACCUACGGCGAGAGAACAGGCUGGACAGAAAGAGGCACAGAGAGACCGACAGGCAGACAAAAGGAGGUACACAGAUACAAAGGGAGGAAGAGAGAGUGAUAGAGCAAAAGAGCGAGAGAGAGAGACAAAGAGAGAGAGAGAGAGAGAGAGACAGAGAAAGACAAAGAGAGAGCAAUAGAGCAAGAGAGCGAGAGAGAGACAAAGAGAGAGAGAGACAAAGAGAGAGCGAUAGAGCAAGAGAGCAAGAGAGAGAGACAAAGACAAAGAGAGACAAAGAGAGAGAGAGACAAAGAGAGAGAGAGAGAGAGAGAGAGAGAGAGAGAGAGAGAGAGAGAGAGAGAGAGAGAGAGAGAAAAGUAAGUCUGAAUCCUAGACUACAGGCAACCAGUGAAGGGACCAGGAGGUGUAACAAGGAGGCAGUUGUACGCCGUCUGCAGAGCUCUGAUUCGCAGGCUGGGUCACCCUCUACGGAGGAGCCUGGAAGUCAGUGAGAACCAGAUUUGGGCGGCGGUGCAGGAUAUGUCAGUGCACCAUGGAGGCCCACAGAGACAGACUCCAGAGUGUGUCCCUGAAGGUGUUGUCUCACUCCAUCGAGCGGAUCCUGAGGAGAGCACCGUGUCUAGAUGGGGAGGAGAGGGGGGGCGGAGGAGAGGAGGAGAGAGGGAGCAUGGCGGGAGAGACGGGGUCUGUGUGUGUGAAGACCACCGCUGAGCAACAGCCUAAAGUCAUAAGAUGCCCAGUGUCGCGGAGCGGCAGUCGGCGGGUACGAAGCACAUUCACCUCAGCCCAGCUCGAGGUGCUGGAGACGUUCUUCCAUGAGAGCCAAUACCCUGACAUACAUUCCAGAGAACUACUGGCCUCCCAAACACAGCUGUCAGAGGCACGAGUACAGAUAUGGUUCCAGAACCGCCGGGUCAAGUGGAGGAAGACUGGAGCUCUGGGAGAGAGCAGGGGAUUGGACGAACUCUCAGACACCGACCAACAGUCUGAGAGGGUGGUGCCGCUUCCUCCGCUGAUUGGAUCCCUCCAAACCAGGCCACACCCACUACGGCACAGGGUCUUCCUCUCCAGGCCACCCUACCAUCCCAUUGGUGUUUACCAGCACUUCCUGCCCAAGCUUCACCCAGCCCUGGUACCCUACUCUGACCCCUACCUGCUUCCCCUCCCAGCCCAGUCCUAGUUGACCCCAAUGACACACACCAUACCUGGACACACACUCAGCUGACAGACGCACACACCGGACGUCUUCUAUGUCAAGUAUGUCUGUCCCUGUACAUAUGUGUUUUCUGUAUGUAAAAUAAUUCUACUCAUACAGAAGUCUGCUAUUUUCCUUAAUUUCAUACAAAGUACCAUAACUAAAGGUCUUCAGUCUGAGCACUAAUAGCUGAAUCAGGUGUGUUUUUCUAGGGCUGGAAUGAAACACCCAGUAGCUCUCCAGGACCAGAGUGGGAGAGUUGGAGACACAUGUCCCAGACUGAUCCUGGGUUCUCUGGGAUUCUGAGAAACACUCUCUCAGUUAUCAUCAUCAGUCUUACGUCACUUCCAGAGGGCAGGCCAGGCGGUGUGUGUAGAGUCAACCAUAUAGUUCCUUGAAUCUGAGAAGUCCUCUCAAAGGUUAAAGUAGUUCCUGUGAUAUGAUUAACAGGGCAACGUUCUCGAGUUUUUAAACAAUGAAUAGUUAUGGGUGACGAUUGCCAAGGAAACCAUUAUAUAUUCUCAUUAUGUAUUUAUAGUAGAAACUCAAUAAAUUACAUGUAGCCCACACAUACAGUGCCAGGGUUUGAGAGAGAAAGAGAGAGAGAGAAAUGAAGAUAGAAAGAGGGUUAUUUCAGACGAUACAUGGCCUAUAAAAGGGAUAGUAUGUUGAGAUUUCAGAUUAUUAUUCAAUUGUUUUAUUCCACUUUAUAUGGUACAUUAAUGGUACUACCUUAUCUUAACUCACCUGGGGUGAAUCUGAGGGUGGGGCAACUGUACAGUCAUCAUCUGAGACAGACACACAACCAGGUGUAGAGUCAUCACAAAUGUGUAAGAUGGUUAAAUGUUUCAGUGUUGCAGAUAGAAAUAUAGUAGAUCGAUAGCUCUCAAUAGAGCUCUUAAAUUAAAUCUCUGAGAAUUAUGUUUUUAACUGCAAAGUUCUGGAAAUAUCAUCCCUGUCACGCCCUGACCGUAGAUUGCUUUGUAUGUUUCUAUUUUUAGUUUGGUCAGGGUGUGAUGUGGGUGGGUAUUCUAUGUUGUAGGUCUAGGUUUUCGUUUUCUAUGUGUUUGGCCUGGUAUGGUUCUCAAUCAGAGGCAUCUGUCUAUCGUUGUCUCUGUUUGAGAGCCAUACUUAGGUAGCCUGUUUUCCCAUUUUGAGUUGUGGAUGAUUAUUGUCUGGUUAGUGUUUGUUGCACCUGUCAGAACUGUUCGGUUAUCGUUUUGUUGUUUUUGUUCAUGUAUUCAUUCUGGAUUAAAAGUAUUAUGGACACGUA